Molecule: messenger RNA, 1326 nt
Organism: Wickerhamiella sorbophila
Lineage: Eukaryota; Fungi; Ascomycota; Dipodascomycetes; Dipodascales; Trichomonascaceae
Product: Dihydrolipoyllysine-residue succinyltransferase component of 2-oxoglutarate dehydrogenase complex, mitochondrial
Exons: 1
Coding region: 1-1326 (441 amino acids)
Biological process (GO): tricarboxylic acid cycle
Cellular component (GO): oxoglutarate dehydrogenase complex
Molecular function (GO): dihydrolipoyllysine-residue succinyltransferase activity
Source: RefSeq, a predicted model, not a curated record
AUGAUCCGUGCAUUAAAAUCCAAUACACUUAGACAGAGUCUGCGCGCUGGCGCCCGCAAAUCCAUGCCCUCCGCCACUGCCUCUCGUACCCUCACCACUGGUCGCUUUGCUUCUGUCCAGUUGGCCGGUGCUACCAAAUCUGCAUCAUGGGCAUUGCCCAAAUCGAGUCCUGCCCGUCUUAUGAUGGUCCGUGGUUACGCCGAUGUUGUCAAGGUGCCUGAUAUGGCAGAAUCCAUCACCGAGGGUACUCUUCGUGAGUUCACCAAGGAGAUUGGUGAUUUCGUCGAAGUCGACGAGGAAAUUGCCAGCAUCGAGACCGACAAGAUCGAUGUUGCUGUUAAUGCUCCUUUCUCCGGUACCAUCACCGAGUUCCUGGCCCAGCCUGAGGACACUGUCGAGGUCGGUCAGCCGUUGUUGAAGAUUGAGAAGGGCGAUGCUCCUGCUGGCGGUGCCAAGAAGGAGGCUUCCAAGGAAGAGGCGCCCAAGGAGGAAGCCCCCAAGAAGGAGGAAGCUGCCCCCAAGGAGGAGGAGCCUGCUCCCAAGAAGGAGGCCGCACCCAAGAAGGAGGCUGCGCCCAAGAAGGAAGCCCCUAAGGAGGAAUCCGCUAAGCCCGCUUCUGGCUCUUUCUCCCGUGAUGAGAACAUUGUCAAGAUGAACCGCAUGCGUUUGCGUAUUGCUGAGCGUCUCAAGGAGUCUCAGAACACCGCCGCCGCACUGACCACUUUCAACGAGGUUGAUAUGUCUGCGGUCAUGCAGAUGCGCAAGCUUUACAAGGACGACAUUAUCAAGAAGACUGGCGUCAAAAUCGGUUUCAUGGGUCUCUUUGCCAAGGCCUCUACUCUUGCCAUGCGUGAUAUCCCCACCGUCAAUGCUUCCAUCGAGGGCACCAACAUGAUCUACCGUGAUUACGUCGAUAUCUCGGUUGCUGUUGCCACCCCCAAGGGUCUUGUCACUCCUGUGAUCCGCAACGCCGAGUCUCUUGACGUUGUUGGCCUCGAGCGCGAAAUCGCCGCUCUGGGUGCUCGCGCCCGCGAUGGUAAACUCGGUCUCGAAGACAUGGCCGGCGGCACCUUCACUAUUUCCAACGGCGGUGUCUUCGGAUCUCUCAUGGGUACCCCCAUCAUUAACAUGCCCCAGUGCGCUGUCUUGGGUCUCCAUGGCGUCAAGGACCGCCCCGUCGCUGUUGACGGCAAGGUCGAGAUCCGCCCUAUGAUGUACUUGGCCCUUACCUACGACCACCGCAUUCUCGAUGGCCGUGAGGCCGUCACGUUCUUGCGUCUGGUCAAGGAGUACAUUGAGGACCCUCGCAAGAUGUUGUUGGCUUGA